CAGUUAUUUUUAUUUUCAGAGUUUAGAACACGCCAUGUCUGGAAAAGUUACUCUGCACUAUUUCAACGGGAGGGGGAGAAUGGAGUCAAUCCGUUGGCUUCUGACUGUUGCAGAAGUGGAGUUUGAUGAGGUUUUCCUGACAACCAGAGAGCAGUACCUGAAACUCCUGAAUGACGGGGAGCUCAUGUUUCAACAGGUUCCUUUGGUGGAAAUCGAUGGCAUGAAACUCGUGCAGACAAAAGCAAUCCUGCACUACAUUGCAGAGAAAUACAACCUCUAUGGGAAAGAUGUCAAAGACCGUGCCAUGAUCAAUAUGUACUCUGAGGGACUGAUGGAUCUUAUGGAAUUGAUCAUGAUGCUGCCCUUCGUCGCAGACCCCCAACCAAAACUUGACAACAUUCAAACUAAAGCUAAAGAGCGCUACCUGCCUGUGUUUGAGAAGGCGCUGAGUGGACCCGUUUACCUGGUGGGAGGUAAGCUCAGCCUUGCAGACGUGCUGCUGGUUGAAUGCACCUUGAUGCUCGAGGAGAAAUUUCCUGCAAUCCUCGCAGACUUUCCAAACGUCAAGUCUUUCCAGGGCAGAAUGACUCAGAUUCCUGCCGUCAGCAGGUUCCUGCAGCCGGGCAGCAAGAGGAAGCCGCAGCCAGAUGAACAUUACAAAAAUACUGUUUUGAAAGUGUUUAACAUCACUGCACCGUUUCCAUAAUCUGAUCGAAAGAUGUCACAUUCCUCACAUUACGAGUAGUUUGAUUCCUAAUGAUUGGCGUGAGUGCACGUGGCUCAUGUUAAAAUUAAAACCGCACAAUCCAAUACAAAAAAUAAAUGUAUUGUGCUUCAGUUGAAUUUCUAUUUUUUUUAAUAAUUCUGUGAUGAGUUGAACUGAAUAAAUAGCUAUUUUUGGGGGACCUU
Molecule: messenger RNA, 909 nt
Organism: Nematolebias whitei (Rio pearlfish)
Lineage: Eukaryota; Metazoa; Chordata; Actinopteri; Cyprinodontiformes; Rivulidae
Gene: gsta.1
Product: glutathione S-transferase, alpha tandem duplicate 1
Exons: 6
Coding region: 35-706 (223 amino acids)
Biological process (GO): glutathione metabolic process
Molecular function (GO): glutathione transferase activity
Source: RefSeq, a predicted model, not a curated record